AUGGGAGCUGGAAAUCUUCCACCUAUUACUCAAGAAGAAGCUUUACAUAUUUUGGGCUUUCAACCCCCAUUUGAAGAUAUUAGGUUCGGCCCUUUCACUGGAAAUACAACACUUAUGAGAUGGUUUAGACAAAUUAAUGACCACUUUCAUGUAAAAGGAUGUUCGUAUGUUCUAUAUAAGCCACAUGGGAAGAAUAAAACAGCUGGAGAAACUGCUUCAGGGGCGUUGUCGAAGUUAACUCAUGGAUUGAAAGAUGAAUCACUGGCUUAUAUCUAUCAUUGCCAAAAUCAUUAUUUUUGUCCGAUUGGAUUUGAAGCAACCCCUGUUAAAGCUAAUAAAGCAUUCAGCAGGGGUCCCCUCUUACCACAAGAAGUAGAAUAUUGGAUCUUAAUUGGAGAAUCAAGUAGAAAACAUCCUGCUAUUCACUGUAAAAAGUGGGCAGAUAUUGUUACUGAUCUCAACACUCAAAACCCAGAGUAUCUAGAUAUCCGACACUUGGAGAGGGGGCUGCAGUAUCGAAAAACAAAGAAGGUUGGGGGAAAUUUGCAUUGCAUCAUCGCAUUCCAGAGACUUAAUUGGCAAAGAUUUGGCCUUUGGAACUUUCCAUUUGGAACCAUUAGACGAGAAUCACAACCUCCAACACAUGCCCAGGGAAUUGCUAAAUCUGAGAGUGAAGAUAAUAUAUCCAAGAAGCAGCAUGGGCGUCUGGGCCGGUCUUUUAGUGCUAGUUUCCAUCAGGACUCAGCAUGGAAAAAGAUGUCCAGUAUCCAUGAGAGAAGGAACAGUGGCUACCAGGGUUACAGUGAUUAUGAUGGGAAUGACUGACCACGUUGGGUACCGAACAUCUUGUGUUAAACACACAACUGGUUCUACACAAGACUGCAUUAAGACAGUAGAAGAUUUUAUUAAGCCUACACUAAAUAGAACAGAUCUUGUGGUACAAAACAUAACCUUGUAGUUCUCCAGUAAAUAAGCUUGUGUAUGAUUAUGAUGGGUGAUUUCAGAGAAAUAAGCAGAUGAGCACAGAUUACUGUCCUUUUAAAGUUAAGGUAUGAAAACAUUAUGGAUAAUUUCACAAAAUCCAAUAAAUUGCAUAUAAACAAAUCAAACACAAAUUCACUUAAUAACAUCAUGAUUUGUAAUACUUAAGCAUGAAAUUA
Messenger RNA from Canis lupus familiaris (dog), 1160 nucleotides. It is a transcript of the gene BIVM, whose product is annotated as basic, immunoglobulin-like variable motif containing. Gene Ontology annotation, molecular function: single-stranded DNA binding; DNA endonuclease activity. Gene Ontology annotation, cellular component: nucleus. The record is from RefSeq and is marked validated. Gene Ontology annotation, biological process: nucleotide-excision repair. Lineage: Eukaryota; Metazoa; Chordata; Mammalia; Carnivora; Canidae.